Daucus carota subsp. sativus is the source of this 2945-nucleotide messenger RNA. Its product is annotated as putative cyclic nucleotide-gated ion channel 7. The record is from RefSeq and is a predicted model, not a curated record. Lineage: Eukaryota; Viridiplantae; Streptophyta; Magnoliopsida; Apiales; Apiaceae. Gene Ontology annotation, biological process: potassium ion transport; transmembrane transport. Gene Ontology annotation, molecular function: voltage-gated potassium channel activity; protein binding. Bases 594 to 2801 code for a protein of 735 amino acids. The transcript has 8 exons. Gene Ontology annotation, cellular component: membrane.
UUUUUAAGAUAGGUGUCUCUUUCGAAUAAUUUAAGGUCUGUCAGAUUUUAAAUAUUUGAGUUCAGAACUUUUGUAUUCUUUGAAUUCUCCAUUAUUUCCAACAAGUUGUGUAUAUACAAGCUAGGCUUCAAAUGAGGGCCAAUCUGUUUUAGGGAAAUGCUUAUUUUCUUCGGAGAAGACCAAUACAUUUUGUGUAACAAGAAUUUUGUUCUCCGGUUUAUUUGAUAGGGGAGAGUGAGGAAUUGGACCUCUGUCGCGGGGAGGGUGGGUUGCCUUUACCAAUAGGCCACCGCAUCAACCUCCAUUGCAUGAAUUGUUAGUAUAAAUUGGGCAAUUUAGCUCGGUUUUAGGUCAUCGACUCAUUCUAUGUCAGAUACACUAAUUGGAAGGCACAAACAUAUGUUAUCUCACUUGAAAUAUGAAAAAGGAAUUAAAGGACAAACAAAGGAGUUUUAGCCUUGUAUCCUGAUUAAUAGGGUUUGCAUUUAGAUGGUUUGCACUUCACAGCUGAAUCGUGGAAAUCAUUAAUUUUAUUACCUUGGAUGAUGAAGUGGCUACAGGACUUAAAAUUCUUAUGCAUCUAGAUUUACAAAAUGUUUGGUUAUGGCAGGCCAAGGGACGAUUUUGUAAGGUUGGAGGAUCAUGAUUCUGGGCCAUCAGUUACAGACAAAAGUGGAAUGAAAAGACAUGGAUUCACUGCGGAGGGGAAGGGUAAUGCCGGUCUCUCCAAACAUAGCGCUUCAAGGUCUAUUAGGUUGGGUAUGAAAAAAAGAUCGCAAGGACUGAUGACUUUCAGCAAAUCGUUGAGAUCUGGAGUCACUAGAGCAGUUUUUCCAGAAGAUCUAAAAGUGUCCAGGGAAAAAAUAUUUGAUCCUCAAGACAAAUUCCUCUUUUUUUGGAAUAGGCUUUUUGUUAUCUCUUCUAUCAUUUCGGUAUACUUGGAUCCCUUGUUCUUUUACCUUCCCGUAUUCGAGAAUGCGGAUAUGUGCCUCCAUAUCGAUAGAAGUUUAGCACAUUUUAUUGUAACAACGCGAAGCAUAGUUGACAGUUUCUACAUUUUUCGCAUAGCACUUCAAUUUCGCACAGCUUAUAUUGCACCGUCGUCUCGGGUUUUUGGACGAGGUGAACUUGUGAUAGACCCUGCACAAAUAGCAAACAGAUAUUUGCAUCGUUACUUCAUCAUUGAUCUGCUUUCUAUAUUACCUCUACCUCAGAUUGCUGUGUGGAGGGUUCUCCAGGAAUCAGGUGAUGCAGAUGUUUUGGCUACUAAAAAAGCUUUGUUAAUCCUAAUCUUGCUUCAGUGGAUUCCUAGAUUUUGGCGAUUUUUACCACUAAUCAAUGAUAUGAAAAAGACCGUUGGUGUAGUUACUGAGUCAGCUUGGGCUGGUGCUGCAUACUAUCUGUUGUGGUUCGUGCUUGCUAGUCAUGUAGUUGGUUCUUUGUGGUACAUAUUAGCUGUGGAACGCAAAGAUGCUUGUUGGGAGAAAGCUUGUAGUACUAGCAAUAAGUGUAACAAAGAUUUUCUGUACUGUGGGCAAGCAGUAACAAAAGAACACAUACAAUGGAUAAAUGAAAAUCGACUUGCGAUUGAUAGGAACUGUUCCGCAGCUGCUGAUAAUCCAGAGUUUGAUUAUGGAAUCUAUGCACGGGCUAUAUCAUCUGGUGUCACUGAAUCUGAGGAUCUUGUCUCUAAGUACUUGUUCUGUCUGUGGUUCGGACUACAAAACUUGAGCACACUUGGUCAGGGGCUUGAAACCAGUACAUUUGCUUCAGAGGUCAUAUUUUCCAUAUUAGUGGCUAUUUUUGGGCUCAUUCUAUUUGCUCUUCUGAUCGGCAAUAUGCAGACCUAUCUUCAGUCUCUUACGGUUCGAUUAGAGGAGAUGAGAAUCAAAAGGCGUGACUCAGAGCAGUGGAUGCAUCACAGAGUGCUUCCACAGGAGCUUAGGGAAAGAGUUAGGCGGUAUGAUCAAUACAAGUGGCUGGAAACAAGAGGAGUUGAUGAAGAGAGCAUAGUUGGGAGUCUUCCAAAAGAUUUAAGGAGGGAUAUCAAGCGGCAUCUUUGUUUGAAUUUGGUGAAAAGGGUUCCGAUGUUUGAAAAUAUGGACGAACGCUUGCUAGAUGCUGUUUGUGAGAGACUGAAACCAAGUUUAUACACUCAGAAUACAUUUAUAGUCCGGGAAGGUGAUCCUGUUAAUGAAAUGUUGUUCAUCAUACGUGGACGCCUUGAGAGUGUAACCACAGAUGGUGGGAGGACGGGUUUUUUCAACCGUGGAUAUUUGAAAGAAGGUGAUUUUUGUGGUGAGGAACUCUUGACAUGGGCAUUGGAUCCUAAGGCUAUCUCGAACUUACCAUCAUCUACUCGAACUGUAAGGAGUUUGACAGAAGUAGAGGCAUUUGCCUUACCAGCAGACGAGCUGAAGUUCAUCAGUUCUCAAUUCAGGAAACUCCACAGUAGACAAGUUCAGCACACUUUCCGUUUCUAUUCACAACAGUGGAGGACUUGGGCUGCGAGCUUUAUCCAAGCUGCAUGGAGACGAUAUGCACGUAGAAAAUUUUUGGAAAUUCGUCGAAAUGAAGAAUUAAGCAUGGAAGAGUCUGAUGACAAUAUUGCAGAAGAAGAAAGAGCAUUGCUUAAGAGUACUUCAAGAUCAAAAUUCAAAACAACCAUGUUAGCAUCAAGGUUCGCAGCUAGUGCUCUUCGCGGAGUUCAAAGACUCCGGUCAAGAGGCUCCUUAGCUGGAGGAGAAUUGAUGAAAGUACCAGCAAAACCUCGGGAACCUGACUAUACUGAUGAUGAUUGAUUUUGCAGAUUCACAAGUAGUUUUCACAAUUACUCAAAACAUAUAGGAAAUGCCAAAAAAAUCUUUUAUGCUUAAUUUGUAAGUAACUUAUAAGUUGAAAAUUGUGUAUUUAUAAUAUCACUAGUUGUGUUUGUUAUAUAAAAA